AUGGACUUUCAGUACUGGAGCAGAGAUCUCGGCGCCAGAGCAUUUCUAAUUCUCCAACGUCUUAAACAAUUCUAUAAGACAUUUGCCCUUCUCAAUGGUUUCAUCAGCGUUGCCAGCGCCACUGCACUCUCAAUGGAAGAAUUCCACCCUACAAGCUCCAGCCUCGCAUCUGCUUCUGAAGGUCUUCUCUGCAGCUCCAUUAUUACCGCUAUUAUCUCGGCCAUCAUGUGCAUUGUGUUACUCCUCCGGUUCGAGGGUGCGGAAAAUGUCACACAAGGCGAGCUAGCAGUGGCCUGGGCACCGCUGGUCCUACUUGAUAUUUCCGUAUUGGAAUUCCUUGUCGGACUGCUUUGCUGGUACCUAGAAAGAAACACGUCCUGGAGAGGCCUCCUUAUGGGCGUACAGUUCAUGGUGCUCACAGGGUUCUGCGUUGUCUUGUCGUUUUGCAUCUGGUCGUCGUUAAAAAUGAAGGGUGGCCUGGGUAAAGAGGAAAGGAAAACUGGUUCAAGGAACAGCAUGAGCCACAGUCCAGAGUCAUCAUCAUGA
Molecule: messenger RNA, 546 nt
Organism: Aspergillus pseudoviridinutans
Lineage: Eukaryota; Fungi; Ascomycota; Eurotiomycetes; Eurotiales; Aspergillaceae
Exons: 1
Coding region: 1-546 (181 amino acids)
Source: RefSeq, a predicted model, not a curated record